Molecule: messenger RNA, 164 nt
Organism: Paramuricea clavata
Lineage: Eukaryota; Metazoa; Cnidaria; Anthozoa; Malacalcyonacea; Plexauridae
Source: the annotation of a GenBank genome assembly
AGGUUAAACGGGUCAAACUUGAGGUCUUGCGAGACGACAAAAGUCGCCAAGUAUCACAUCGCCAUUUCCCUGCCGGGGUGAAGUCGAACGUGGAAGAUGUCUUAAUUUGCCAUAUAUCCACUGACUCUUGGUAUUGUUGUCCUCUCCUUGCAACACAGUUGUGA